AUGACAAUGAAUAUAGCGAAUGGAUAUUAUGGCGUUGAAACGUCUUCUCCUAUUUCCAACAACAUGGAUAACAGGAGUCCGCAUAUGCAGAUCAGACAACAGCGAAGUCAGAAAUUCAGCCUAUAUCCAACAAGGCCCCGGACUUCAUCCAAAGCUUCCGAGUUAUCUGUUAGUACUACUAGGUCUGGAAAUGGCACAUUUCCAUUUCCACCUCGAUCACCAACACCAUCUCGAGAAUUGUAUUUACCGGUCAACCCUCUCGCUCAGAACCCUCCUCUUCCACACCAAAGACCCACCACAGCGCAUCAUUCUUCACCUAACGAACCAUCCCGAUCCUUCACUGCUCCUUCACAACAAAAUCUUCGACGAAAACCCUCCGAGGCUUCACGAUUGAGACAACUUAGUAAUGUGCGAUCGCAUUCUUCCACUGGCAGACGUACACCUGAAAAGGCAGUAGAUAAUUUCUCUAGGCCACGACAAGCAAGUCUGCGGAGGCGAAAUGAAUCACCCAGUCCCUUGAUACAUGCCUCGACAUUUCAUGUAGAAUCACAAGAGGAACAAACAAUAAACAAUGGGUCGAUUAUCAGUACCAGGGAACGAGGGGUGUCGUCAUCCUCCUCACAAUCAGGACAACAGUUACCUACACAUACACUUCGCCCUUCUGCGUCGAUCCCGGACUACCAUACUGCAGAUUUAAAUAAUGCGAGACAGCGCAAUAUCCCCCAAGCGAACUUUAGGCCAAGAACAGGACUCAAUAGACCCGAUAGUAAUAACUCGUCUAUAUAUCGGCGCGACCCCCCAAUUCGUCCAACAAAUUUUGACGACGAUGAAGUCCGAGCAAGCUUCAGAUCUGCUUUAACUACAAACUCCAGCUAUUUUGGAACAAGCGGGACAGAAAGGAGUAGUGUAUUGACGAAAAGCAGUUCACAUACCUCUUUCUUUGGAGGGAAAGAUGAGGGGAUGAGUGUGGAUGAUGCAAUUGGCAUGUAUGAAGGCGGAUUUUUGGAUUCCGGAGUCGAAGAUAACGAUUUAGCAGAAAAGCUCCUGGAAAUUGGAGCGGAAGUCACACCUAGGUCUGUAUAUCGAGAGGAUGUGUUUGACGAAGACGAGGAGUUUCGACCAAUGACACCCAAUUCGGAGAGAAGACAAUCGAAGAUAGAAGAGGCAAUGGGCGACUUUCUUGUGCCUCCUGCUACUCUCGGGGCGUCGCAAUUUUCAAUUCGGGGUUCCACGGAAAUGUUUACAGGUGCGGCAGCCACCCCAAAUUUCAUCCCAGGAGACUUUCCAGAAUCGAAAGAAUUUGAUGGUGCAGAAGCAUCUCAGGAGGCCCGAGAAGAAUACUUCGAACCGCGUGCAGCGGCGCCACCACCACCAAACCCGUCAGACCCAGCUAGAGAUAGGUAUGGGUUCAAGAAAAAGACGCAAUACGUUUCGUUGGAAGAAUAUGAAGCUUGGAGUGGGCCUUAUAAUGAAUACAUUGAUCGAAGGCGAAAGAAAUGGGUAUUAUUGCUCAAGGAUCAUAGUCUGAUCACCGACAAGCCAAUCCGAUUUCCACCAAAAUCAGCAAAAGUCAAACGUUUCGUCCGUAAAGGAAUACCACCUGACUGGCGAGGAGAAGCUUGGUUCUGGUACGCAGGUGGUCCGGCUAUGGUGAGCAAGCACUAUGGUGUGUAUGACAGCUUGGUGAAGCAGGCAGCUGCAGGCGGGGUUAAUGAAACGGACGACGAAAUUAUUGAGCGGGAUCUCAAUCGUACUUUUCCGGAUAAUAUUAAAUUCAAACCGGAUCCCCCUCCGGUCUCCGAGAAACGGAGCAGCCAACCGAGUAUCAAGGAACCGGAGACUCCUAUGUUGAAAGCGCUACGGAGAUUAUUGCAAGCUUUUAGUAUUUACAACCCAAGGAUAGGGUAUUGUCAGAGUUUGAACUUUUUGGCGGGGCUAUUGUUGUUGUUCAUGGAGGAAGAGAAAAGUUUCUGGAUGUUGAAUAUUAUCACGAGAGUUUAUCUGCCAGGAACCCAUGAGCUUAAUCUAGAAGGCGCAAAUGUGGAUUUGGGGGUACUGAUGACUAGUAUCAAGGAAUCCAUGCCAGCAAUAUGGGCGAAGAUUGGAGGAGAACUCGACGGUACAGCAGGAGAUGGGAGGCUUUCCAUGCGUCUUCCCCCUAUCACAUUAUGUACCACAGCUUGGUUCAUGUCAUGCUUUAUUGGAACUCUCCCAAUCGAAACUACACUACGCGUCUGGGACAGCUUUUUCUUCGAAGGAUCAAAGACUCUAUUCCGCAUUGCUUUGGCAAUUUUCAAAGUAGGAGAACAGGAGAUCAAGGCCGUUUCAGACCCCAUGGAAAUUUUCCAAGUCGUACAAACCAUCCCUCGAAGACUUGUCGACGCCAAUGGACUUAUGGAUGCAUGCUUCCGAAGAAGGAAUGGCUUCGGACACAUUAGCCAGGAAACUAUCGAGUCACGAAGGGCAGAACGCAGGAAAGGCUACGCGGAAGAAAGGGCAAUUGCGAAUGGCGAAAUCCUACCCAAGAGAGGCGGAACAUUCUUUUCCAAAAAGAAGACUAGGAGUGCGGACACUUAG
Messenger RNA from Sclerotinia borealis F-4128, 2577 nucleotides. The record is from the annotation of a GenBank genome assembly. Lineage: Eukaryota; Fungi; Ascomycota; Leotiomycetes; Helotiales; Sclerotiniaceae.